Molecule: messenger RNA, 2424 nt
Organism: Gadus macrocephalus (Pacific cod)
Lineage: Eukaryota; Metazoa; Chordata; Actinopteri; Gadiformes; Gadidae
Exons: 4
Coding region: 866-2398 (510 amino acids)
Source: RefSeq, a predicted model, not a curated record
UCUAUGUUAAGGAGAUGUGUGAAAUGGUCAAUGUCAGGUAUGAUAGGGUACUUGAGGCGAACGUGAGGGUCAACAAUGAGGAGGAAGAUUCAGUUGAAAGUGACGGUGCAAAUACAGCUGCCAAUGAGGGUAUGUACUUUAGGCUUAAAUUAUUUUUCUCCCAGUAGCAGCUACCUACUAUUCUGCAACCCAAAGCCUAUUGAUGUGUUGCACAUUAAGAUGAAAGCCUGCCACACUUGUUGUUCUGAUUCCCUUGAUCAAGGAAGGAAUCCAAAUACUAACUCAUCAAAUUGUAUGUAGCUAAAUUAAAAAUGAUUACUCAUAGAGAAUAGUUACUGUACGUUUGCUGCUCAGUUCUGAAUUUUUAAAGCAUUGUAGUGUGCUAAAUGUACAUUAUAUUUUAUUGUUGUUAGAUUCUCUGGAAAGUGAUAAUGACAAUCACUCUGAAAGUGCCAGUGAUGGUAAGUAUCUUAUUAUUCUUAUUCUCAGAUUAGGCUACACUACAGCCUCCACCUCACAUUGGUUUUGAGUUGGACAGACUAAAGCCCAUUACUAAUUACAAAUCGAGUGUAUUUAAUCAAUUAUGAGUCCAAAUGAAUGCAAUCUUAUAUCAGAAUGAUGUCAUAAGUGCAUUUGUUGUACUAAAUGUGUUCCUCUAUAUUGCUCUAAGACUCACUUGAACACGAUCCUGAAAAUGACCCGGAAUACACACCUGUCAAUGAAGAUGCUGUUGAUGUUGCUGUUGCUGUUGACCGGGGAAGGUCAAGAAAGAGGGCCAACCCAGACGCUUGGAAGGGUAACAUUCAGAAAAGGAGAAGAAUGAGGGGCCAAUCAUAUCUUGGACGGAAACAUAGAAGAAAGAAAAAUGGAGGGGCGGUGCCUGGCUGAGGCCUGCCGUAAAUCCAGCAAACUACACUGCACCGAAAUCGAUGAAGGGAAGAGGGAAAAAAUAUUCAAGUAUUUUUGGCGGAAAUUGGACUGGAAAGAAAGGAAAAUCUACGUGAAGUCACUGGUGGAGGUGAGUGAUGUCAAGCGGCGCCGGACAGAAGCGGUUCAGUCUCGGAGGUCAGCAUCUCUCUGUUGUUUUUUAUGUGUUGAUGGUAGAAGGCUCAGAGUUUGUCAGCGGAUGUUCCUGUCGACCCUUGGCAUCAAGCAGUGGAGUUUUCUAAAAUGGGUUGGAAGAAGAGAUGAAAGUCCUGAGAAGACGGCAAGAGUGAGGGUGAGGACAGAGGAGCAGGACUUCCUAAAGUCCUUUCUUCUUGAACUGCCGAAAGUACCAUCGCACUACUGUAGGUCCUCCUCUUCCAAGAUGUACCUGGAGCCUUUAUUCAAGUCAAUCAAUCAUCUCCACUCACAAUAUAAGCAGACAUGUGCAGCCAACGGCAUCCAGCCUCUGUCAAGACAAGUGUUCAGUAACACCUUUAAAGAAUUAAAUCUGUCAUUGUUCCAUCCAAAGAAAGAUCAGUGUGACACUUGCUGUGCCUUCAAAGCCGGGAACAUCGAGGCUGCUGUGUGGGAGGAACACUGCGUUAAGAAGGACGAGGCACGAGCAGAAAAGGAGAGGGACAAACAACUUGCAAAUAACACCACCUUGGUUGCAUGCAUGGAUCUGCAGGGCCUUCUCCUCUGCCCAAAGCUUCAAGCGUCUGCCCUCUACUUCAAAAUGAAGCUUGGUGUCCAUAAUUUUACCAUCUACAAUAUGGCAUCACAUGAAGCGACAAAUUACCUUUGGCAUGAGGUUGAGGGGGGGGUCUCUGCCAAUGAGUUUGCCUCCUGCAUUGUGGACUAUCUUGAAACACACCUCACUUACACUGAAUUCAUUCUUUGGAGUGAUGGGUGUGGUUAUCAAAACCGAAACCUGGUCCUGAGCAAUGCCCUCUUAAAGUUUGCCACUGAAAGAAAAAAGCAAGUGACGCAGAAGUACCUUCAAAGAGGCCACACACAGAUGGAAUGUGACUCUGUGCACAGUGUGAUCGAAAGAAAGUUAAGGAACCGAGAUGUACAUGUUCCAGCUGAGUAUGCUGCAGUCAUUCGGGGAGCUCGUUCAAGUCCAAAACCAUACGAGCUGAAGUAUGUUGAUUACAGCUUUUUCCAAGACUUCAGCAAAGUGAAAAUCUGCAAGUCAAUUCGACCUGGUAGCAAAGCAGGCGAUCCUACGGUGCAUGACCUCCGAGCAGUCAGAUACAAUGUGGACGGCAGUAUGGAGUUCAAAUUACUCCACUCCGACAACUGGCAACCCUUCACAUCCCCAUCCCUGAGGAAGGCGUGUGUCAGCGUGGCCCCACUCUAUACAUCCCCCCAGAAAAUUAAAGCACUGAAGUUCAAGCACCUUCAAGAACUGAAACAUGUCUUACCGAAGGACUUUCAUCCAUUUUAUGAUGCACUUGACCAUGAGUGAUGGUCAGCUCAAAUAGCACAAACAAU